Diutina rugosa is the source of this 651-nucleotide messenger RNA. It is a transcript of the gene SPC3, whose product is annotated as signal peptidase complex subunit. Bases 1 to 651 code for a protein of 216 amino acids. NCBI's taxonomy places the organism in Eukaryota, Fungi, Ascomycota, Pichiomycetes, Serinales, Debaryomycetaceae. Gene Ontology annotation, cellular component: signal peptidase complex; membrane. The record is from RefSeq and is a predicted model, not a curated record. The transcript has a single exon. Gene Ontology annotation, biological process: protein targeting to ER.
AUGUUCAAUUUGAGUACCCGGAUCCAGACCGCGGGCAACCAGGCGCUCACGCUGUCAGCAGUGCUUGCGGGCAUUGUUGUGAUGCUUCUGUUGUUGCAAUUGUGGCGUGACGCCGUGUGGCUGAUCGAUGCUGUGGAGAUUGCCAAUAUCAAGCUGACGACCACCCUCAAAAAGCUGUUCCAAUACGGGUCCACCGGCGGCCGGCCCAAGGAAAAUAACAAGAUCUCGUUCGACUUGGAGCUGGACUUGACCCCAUUAUUCAAUUGGAACACUAAGCAAGUGUUCAUCUACUUGACUGCCUCGUAUAACAGCACUGAUGGCGGCGAGCUGAAGGUGACGUACUGGGACAAGAUUUUGCGGACGAAAGAGGAUGCCACGUUGAAGUUGAAGAAUGCCAAGUCCAAGUACUCGGUGUGGGACGUGCAAGACAGCUUUGACGGCACGCCGGCGGUGGUGAAGUUGGAGUGGAACAUCCAGCCUUGGAUCGGGCCGUUGAUCUACGGGGAAACCACCACUACCGCCACGUUUGAGUUUGCUCAACCCAAGGAUAAGCUGGCCCCUAAAGCGACCAAGGAAAAGCGGGAGAAGAAGACGGAGAAGAAGACGAAACGAGUGAAGAAGGAACUGGCGAAGAAGGAACAGGUCGAGUAA